GUAGCCACGUGACCAACAUUAGCCCGCCUCACGUGACCCGGAGCAGAUCUGGGCGAGUUGUUCCCGGAGCUCAGAGCCCAGAAGUCCCCGUGGCUGUCGCGCAGGUGUUCUCCGCCUGGGUCGGGAUGGAACUGCCCGUCGUGAACCUGAAGGUGAUUCUCCUGGUUCACUGGCUCCUGACAACCUGGGGCUGCAUCGUGUUCGCGGGUGCCUACGCCUGGGCCAACUUCACCGUCCUGGCCUUGGGCGUGUGGGCUGUUGCUCAGCGAGACUCCAUUGAUGCCAUAGGCAUGUUUCUGGGUGGCUUGCUGACCACCAUCUUCCUGGACAUCAUCCACAUCAGCCUCUUCUACCCACGGGCCGGCCUCUCAGACACACUGCGCUUCAGCGCCGGCAUGGCCAUCCUCAGCCUGCUCCUCAAGCCGCUGUCCUGCUGCCUCGUCUACCACAUGUACCGGGAGCGUGGGGGUGAGCUCCUGGUCCACGCUGGCUUCCUUGGGCCUUCUCAAGAGCGCAGUGCAUACCAGACGAUCGACUCUCCUGAGUCACCUGUGGACCCAUUUGGAGAACCAGAGGGCCAGAAUCAGGCUGCCCGAGGGUACUGAGGCCAGCCCCUCUGCGCCAGGCCCCCUCCAAGCUGCAUCGCCUUCCAUGUGCCUGGGAGGCCGUUCUAAGGACACGUCUGACUUCCUUUCUUGGACCUAAGGAUGGAAUGUGUCCUCCUGUCCUCCUUCUGUUCUUCAUCUCAGGGGUUGCCUGAAUGGAGUAUCAAGAGGCUGGGAGCCCCCAUGGACCGCCCCCGCAGCCACAUGCACACACCUGUCCUAAACUCCUCAAGACCUCCACUCCCUUCAGGGCACCCGACAUGCCCCCAGGGUGGAACUGCUGCCUCUCUUCUCCUACACCACAGCUGCACCGUGCAGGCCCUAGGCAGAGUCAUGCCUGAGUAUGCUCAGGUCAGGCCUGAAGGGCCGGUAUUGCCUGCUCGGGCUACCCCACUCUGUCAGGCCCUUCCACAGAAGCUGAGAGCUUCAGGUCACGCUCCACCCCUGCAGCCAUCUGGCCUGUGGGUGAAAUCCCUGUGCUCCUCACUGCCUGAUCACUUGGUACCCGGGCACCCUGGGGCUGGAGGCAAGAGGUGUCUGCAGUACUCGAGACCACCACAGCCUCCUGCUGCCAUCCCAGAGCCAUGGCAUUAAAGUUUGGGGAAUUUUGUA
Tupaia belangeri chinensis (Chinese tree shrew) is the source of this 1217-nucleotide messenger RNA. RefSeq names its product angiotensin II receptor associated protein (gene AGTRAP). Gene Ontology annotation, biological process: regulation of blood pressure; angiotensin-activated signaling pathway. The record is from RefSeq and is a predicted model, not a curated record. NCBI's taxonomy places the organism in Eukaryota, Metazoa, Chordata, Mammalia, Scandentia, Tupaiidae. The transcript is spliced from 5 exons. Bases 126 to 605 code for a protein of 159 amino acids. Gene Ontology annotation, cellular component: plasma membrane.